AUGGGAGGGUCUACUGCCUCCGGCCUGGUCACCACCCUGGUGCCGGCCCUGAUCUCGUUCGUCGUGUUCAUCGCGCUGUUCAUCGUGCUGCGGAAGAGCCAGCGCAGAAUGUACAUGCCCCGAACCUACAUUGGAUACCUGCGCCCGUGGCAGCGCACCCCGAAGACGCCCACCGGAUUGUGGAACUGGAUCACCGCCAUGUACGAGCUGCCCGAUACCUACGUGCUCCAGCACCACUCUAUGGAUGCCUAUCUCCUGUUGCGUUUCCUGAAGCUGUCGACCCUCAUUCUGUUCGUCGGCUCGUGUAUCACGUUCCCCAUUCUCUUCCCUGUCAACGCUACGGGAGGUGCGGGCGGGACCGAGCUCGACCUGCUGAGUAUCUCCAACAUCCUUGAUACCCAGUAUGGACGGUACUACGCGCAUUGCUUCCUUGCGUGGAUCUUUGUUGCUUUUAUCUUCUUUACCAUCACCCGGGAGCACCUUUUCUACAUCAACCUGCGCCAGGCGUACUUCUUCUCGCCUGCCUAUGCCAGUCGCAUCUCGUCGCGCACGGUGCUCUUCACGGCGGUCACCCAGGACUAUCUGAACAAGGACAAGCUGCGCACCAUGUUCGGUCGUGACAAAGUGAAGAACGUCUGGCUCGCAACCGACACCAAGGAGCUCGAGGAGAAGGUCAAGGAGCGCGACAAUGCGGCCAUGAAGCUGGAGGGCGCCGAGACGAACCUGAUUGUGCUCGCCAACAAGACCCGCGCCAAGGCUCUGAAGAAGCAGGGUUCUGUUGAGGACGGUCCCUCAGAGGAUGGCGUCGGCGAUUUUGAUGACGAGUCUGGUUCCGUUGCUGCUCGCUGGGUCGAGGCCAAGAAGCGCCCCACGCAUCGUCUCAAGAUGCUGAUCGGAGAGAAGGUCGACACCAUCAACUGGGCUCGCUCGGAGAUUGAACGUCUCACCCCGGAGAUUGAGGAACUGCAAGCGAAGCACCGUGCGGGCGAUGCCAAGCUGGUCUCGUCAGUGUUUGUCGAGUUCCACCAGCAGGCGGAUGCGCAGGCUGCGUAUCAGUCCGUGGCUCACAACCUUCCGUUGCACAUGUCCCCUCGCUACAUCGGUCUGGACCCGACUCAGGUCAUCUGGGAGAACCUUCGCAUCAAGUGGUGGGAACGCCUCGGCCGCCACAGCGCCACCAUUACUUUUGUCUGCGUGUUGAUCAUCUUCUGGGCUAUCCCCACAGCGGUCGUGGGUUGUAUUUCCAACAUCAAUUGGUUGACCCAGUCGGUUCCUUUCCUGCGGUUCAUUGAUCAUGUGCCGGGAUGGAUCAAGGGUGUUAUCACUGGUCUUCUGCCGUCUGUGCUCAUGUCUAUUCUGAUCGCACUUGUGCCGAUUAUCCUGCGAUUGAUGGCCAAAUGGGGUGGUGCGCCGAGUCUGGCGGCCGUCGAGCUGAGCACUCAAAACUUUUUCUUCGCAUUCCAGGUGGUACAGGUCUUCUUGGUGGUGACUCUGGCAUCUGCGGCCACUAGUGUCGGAUUGGCUUUCAGCUCUGGUGCUCUUCUCCAGAUCGUGGGAUUGAUUCUUGGAAAGAUUCUGGGCAAGUUCUUGGACACCACACCUCGCAAGCUCUACAGCCGUUGGGCUACUUUGGCUGGUCUUGGCUGGGGCACGGUCUACCCUGUUUUCACCCUGUUGACUGUCAUCGGCAUCACCUAUUCCUGCAUUGCGCCGCUGGUUAUGGGCUUCGGUACCGUUGGCAUGUACCUGUUCUACUUUGCCUACCGGUACAACCUGUUGUACGUGGCGAACGCGGACAUUGACACCCAAGGCAAGAGUUACACGCGUGCUCUGCAGCACCUCACCGUGGGCUGCUACUUGCUCAUCGUGUGUUUGAUCGGACUAUUCGCCAUGGGCUCAGGAGCCAACCAGAUGGCCUUGGGCCCAAUGAUCCUGAUGAUCAUCUUCCUGGUGUUUGUGAUUCUGUACCAUAUCGCGAUGAACAACGCCAUGGAGCCGCUCAUCCAGUAUCUACCCAAGAACCUCGAGGCCGAGGAAGAGGCAUUGCUGGCCCAGGAUCACAGCAAGGUCGGCGAGGACCGCAAGUCGCAAUCCGACGACCAGACGGCUUCUGGCGAGUCCGCCGUAGUCCCGACCCGCGACAGCGGUGUCGCCAAAGUUGACUCGGCCGAGGCCGAGAAGGGCCUCGCGGAUGCCCCGCUGCCCACCGCCCAGCCCCAGCCCAACUUCUUUACCAAGUGGCUGCGUCCCGACAAGUACCACGACUACGCCACGCUGCGCCGCCUUGUCCCCAGCCCGCUCGAGAUCCCCCAGUACACCGAGGAGGCCGAGAGCAACGCCUACUGCCACCCGGCCAUCAACUCGCAGGCCCCGCUGCUCUGGAUUCCCCGCGACCCGCUGGGUGUCAGUCGCCAGGAGGUCGCUCACAGCCUGCGCGUCAUCCCCAUCACGGACGAGGACGCCUGGCUGGACGAGAACAACAAGAUCAACUGGGACAUGGAGACUGGCCAGCCCCCGAUUUACGAGGAGAAGGUCACCUACUAA
Messenger RNA from Penicillium alfredii, 2544 nucleotides. RefSeq lists its product as uncharacterized. Gene Ontology annotation, molecular function: calcium-activated cation channel activity. Bases 1 to 2544 code for a protein of 847 amino acids. The transcript has 6 exons. Gene Ontology annotation, cellular component: plasma membrane. The record is from RefSeq and is a predicted model, not a curated record. Lineage: Eukaryota; Fungi; Ascomycota; Eurotiomycetes; Eurotiales; Aspergillaceae.